Messenger RNA from Arachis ipaensis, 972 nucleotides. Its product is annotated as serine/threonine-protein phosphatase 7 long form homolog. Lineage: Eukaryota; Viridiplantae; Streptophyta; Magnoliopsida; Fabales; Fabaceae. The record is from RefSeq and is a predicted model, not a curated record. Gene Ontology annotation, biological process: meristem maintenance; meristem development.
AUGAAAUCGAAAAUCUACGGCUGCUGCAAAACGCAGGUUGCGAUUAGGUUGGGAAGGGAAUCAGGUUACGAAACGUGCCCUGGUGUCCCCUGCAUGCUGACAGGAGCAGUGUUGACCAGCAUUAGGAUAAGCAAAACAUAUGCUAUCAAGAAUUUGUUGCCUAGGAAACUUAAUCCGUUAGAUAUCUUUAACGAGGUAGCUGCAGCGGUACUGACAUUAACUGGGUUUCAACACGUUUCGCGAGUAGGUGAAAUGAGAGGUCAUUCUACACUACUGAGUGUCUUGGUAGAACGUUGGAGGCCGGAGACUCACACAUUUCAUCUUCCGGUCGGUGAAGUGACAGUGACGCUGGAAGAGGUGAGCUAUAUUCUUGGUCUCCUGGUUAAUGGGGAGGCCGUUACGGGUAGAUCAGACAGUAGUCACCAGUUUUUAGUGGAGAACUGCAUUGCGUGUUUUGGUCGGGAGCCCGGUCCGCAAGAUCACGUGUUGGGGAAGGUUAAUCUUGCAUGGGUCUGGCGGUGCAGAGACACCGAGCCGUGUGACACUCAGGAGUCUGUUGAGCGGUACGUCCGGGCGCACAUUUUCUGCGUGCUCGGAACAUUUGUGUUUCUGGAUAAAUCGACCACUUCAUUGAACUCGAAGUUUCUACCGCUACUUUGGAAUUUCGACUGGAUUUCAUCAUACAGUUGGGGAGCAGCCAGUCUGGCUCACCUAUACAGAUCGUUGUGUCGUGCAUCACGAUACAAUUGUAAAGAGAUGGAUGGCCCACUAAUACUACUUUUUGUUUGGGCGUGGGAGCGUAUGCCGCUCCUGGCACCUAUACCCCGCGAUCAGUUCGGCGAUGUUGGUUUUUCACUUGCGCGACGGUGGAGUCAUUGGCGUCGACAUACAAGAUAUAUACGGAGGCAUACUGCGCAUUUUAGGCGAGGACUCGACGACAUGGGAGUCGAAGAUGAAAGUUGUAAUCAUUAA